Messenger RNA from Schistocerca americana (American grasshopper), 8098 nucleotides. RefSeq names its product protein O-GlcNAcase (gene Oga). The transcript has 16 exons. The record is from RefSeq and is a predicted model, not a curated record. Gene Ontology annotation, molecular function: beta-N-acetylglucosaminidase activity. Lineage: Eukaryota; Metazoa; Arthropoda; Insecta; Orthoptera; Acrididae. Bases 209 to 2848 code for a protein of 879 amino acids. Gene Ontology annotation, biological process: glycoprotein metabolic process.
UGUGAAAGUAAAUCGAUAAAGUUUGUGUUUUUAGAACCUGCACCUUAUCCUUCGACAGGUGUCGUUAAUAGUAAACUGUAUUGAGCGAUAAUCUGUAGCUGAUUUACUGGCGCUUGACGGAAAAAAAAAUUUAAAAAAAUAAAGGUAGCGGUAUUGGCGUGCGGUAAAGUUUAUACACAAUAUCAAGUCUAGCAGCUGUCCCAGCAAAAUGGCUGACAAGUGUGCAACUGUUGACAACUUACAUGUGAAAAAUGGCAACUUUAUUUGCGGUGUUGUCGAAGGAUUCUAUGGGAGGCCAUGGACAACAGAGCAACGAAAAGAUCUCUUCCAAAAGUUAAAAAAGUGGGGAAUGGAUUCAUACCUCUAUGCUCCAAAAGAUGACUACAAACACAGGGCAUACUGGCGCGAGUUGUAUACAGUGGAGGAAGCAGAACAUCUUACGAGUCUUAUAACUGCAGCAAAAGAAAAUGGAAUCACUUUUUAUUAUGCUCUUUCUCCUGGCCUGGACAUAACAUAUUCUAGUGCCAAAGAGGUAGCUGCUUUGAAGAGGAAACUUGAACAGGUCUCUCAGUUUGGUUGCUCUGCAUUUGCACUCUUGUUUGAUGAUAUAGAACCUGAAAUGUCAGAAGCUGAUAAAGAAGUUUUCCAGUCUUUCGCUCAUGCACAGGUGUCUGUCAGUAACGAGGUUUUCCAACACCUGGGGCAGCCACGCUUUAUGUUAUGUCCCACUCAGUACUGCGCAGCUAGAGCGACACCUAAUGUGCAAAAUUCAGAAUAUCUUAAUACUCUUGGAGCAAAACUGGCACCUGAGAUUGAUAUUAUGUGGACAGGUUCAAAAGUCAUUUCACGUCUGCUUACAGUGGAAUCAAUUGAAGAAAUAACGGAUGUUCUUCGAAGGCCACCUGUUAUUUGGGACAACUUGCACGCCAAUGACUAUGACCAGAAACGUGUUUUCUUAGGACCAUAUUCUGGUCGAUCUCCUGAUCUUAUACCAAAGUUGCGUGGGGUUCUGACAAAUCCUAAUUGUGAAUAUGGUGCAAAUUUUGUGGCAAUACAUACCUUGGCUCAGUGGAGUCGCUGCAGUGUUGAUGGAAAACGUGAUUCAUCCCUCAAUGAUUCUGUGAGUGCAGACAUCAAAUUGGAAACUGAAACUGAGGAUGGAGGUGUGGGAGAGGAUGUUCCAUCUAAUCUGAGUCCCAAUACAUAUCACCCACGACGGGCACUGCGCAAUGCCAUUUCAGAAUGGUUACAUGAAUUCCACCGCCCACGACCAGCAUGGGGCCCUAUUGCAAAACCACAAGUUGUUGCUCCUGUGACCAUUCCUGUGCCUAUAGUGCCAUCUGUCAAUACCUGUAUGAGUCUAACAACAACAACAACUAGUUGCUCAGCUGGCUGUGGACCCACAUUAUCUACUGUAAAUGCAAACCAACUUCAGGCACUAGCUGAUGUGUGCAGCACGGUGCCAAAUACCAAUGAAAGUAUGAUGCAGCCACUUCCUGGAGCAGUGAUGAACUCUCUUGUAUCGGAAACAAAAGUUGUGGUUGGUGAUUCGGCUGAGCCAAUGGAGUGUAAUCCUCCUCCUCCUCCACCACCACCACCGCCUCCUGCUCCGUCAUCUGGAGAUCAUUCUUUAUCUGCUGAGACUAAUGAGACUCUCAGUGAGAGUAGUGAUCACCAGUUAACUGAGGAUGACCUUGCAUUACUAUGUGAUUUGUUCUACUUGCCAUUUGAACAUGGAGGACAGGGUCUUCAACUUUUGCAAGAGUUCAAUUGGCUUAAAAGCAAUGCCCAUGUUGUUACACUUCAGAAUCGCAACAAGGCUGAUGCAGAGCAUGGUAACAAACCAGAGGUACAAGAGUGGUUAGAAAGGGCAGCAAAACUUGAUGAAAUGAGUAAGGCUGUGAAUACCUUAUUUCGAAGACUCACCUACUGUGCAAAUAGGGAACUGUUGUAUGAUUUAUAUCCAUAUGUUUGGGAUAUGCGUGGUGUUAUAUCAUUGCUGAACUCUUACAUCAAAUGGUUAGCUAGCGGCCGCUUCCCGCAGAUGGUAGCCAGCUUCACCCUCGGCAGCUACACAUGGUUUUCAAAAGGAUGGAAGGAGACAUUUAUGAGUGGUGAACAAGAACCGUGGGUGUUCAGGGGUGGUCUGACAGCUGACCUUCAGCGAUUAAUACCUGUGGAUUCUGGAAAUGAUCUGUUCAUGUACAAAGCUCCUGAUGUACCAAGUAGUCAGAUUUUUACCAUAAGGCCAUACUUACCAUCAGAUGAAAGUCUGGUAUAUGCAGUGUGCCGCCAAACAUGUGCAGAUGGACGGGAUGGAACUGACCGUUUUCUAGAUUUGCCAGAUAUUAUUGGAGACAAGUUGGUUGGAGGGUUCUUGGCACUUAGUACAGAGUUCUGCUUUGUUGUUGAGGAUGAGAAUGGACUUGUUGGGUAUGCGUUGGCGGCACUUGAUGCACGGCAGUAUCACAAGAAGUUGGAACUAGCCUGGUUGCCAGAAAUGUGUGCCAAAUAUCCUCGGUCCAACAAUCUCUCAGGAACACUUUCACCUUCUGAGGAGGUAAUAGAAUGGUUCCAUACAUACAAAGCAGAUGUCCCUGAUGUUAUCCAUAGUCACCAUCCAUCUGUUAUGUGUUGUGCGCUGCUUCCAAAUGUCCUGGAUCAGAGUGUAUCCAAGAGACUAGUAACCUGCUUACUGGCAGCUCUGCGAGCAAAUGGUUCGUUUGGUGUCUAUGUUCCCAUUAAUUCAAAGGACACUUAUAUGUUGGAGUUUUAUGGUAAGUUAGGUUUUCUGGAAUUGCAUCCUGGACUGAAUCCUGAGAUAACGUAUCUUGGCCGUGUCUUCUGAGUGAAUGAGACUCAUGACCCUGGACAGCUCUUUUAUUAAUAGAGCAUGGAAUUUGUGCCUGAGGUAAUGGCUAAUGGGUCACUGUUAUCACAGCAGAUCUCUUCUUUCAUGUGUAAAUGUAGAGCUGCUAAUUGACAGUGGAUGUGAUUCACUACUGUUGAUAGUGGUUAUAACAAAGAAUGAGGGUGUCAUUUCUACAGCAGCUGAUAUGAACUUUUAAUGUCAUGGCUGCACAAAAUGUCACUAUGUCGACAGCAUGUAUUAGACAGUUUGCGGAAAAUAAUUAAGAACUCUUCAGCUAACAGCCACAUGUAUCACAUGUAGUUGUUACUGAAGUGUUAGUAAUUGUGUGUGUGUUUGUGUGUGUGUGUGUGUGAGAGAGAGAGAGAGAGAGAGAGAGAGAGAGAGAGAGAGAGCGCGUGUUGUGCUCAUGUACACAAAUGUUCAUGAGACCAUGUAUUUAAAGGAUAUUCGUAAAUAGUUUAUUUCCUCACAUGCAGAGAGAAGAAAUGGAAAUAUUGCAGUCAGUCUUAAAAACCUCCUUUCUGUUAGAUUGUUGAAAGAGAGGUGAGUGUGCAGUUUCAUUUAGCAUCAGUAUUAAAUAAAAUCUUUUUUUGGAAUUGGAAUGUUCCAGUAAUGCACAGUUUAGUGUAACGUACCUUGUAUUUGUUGCUGACUGGUGUCCAUGAACUUAUAUGAAACAAAUGGAUAACAGUGAUUACUGGCUUAAUCUCAUAUUUGGACAGUGGUACUUCACAGCACAUCUUGUGGUGCCAAUUUGUAUGAUGUUACUUCUUUUUAUGUCAUGUGUUGUUCUUUUGUCUAGUCAUUGACUUCUCCUGCACUCAUUAUAGGAUGCACUGUAUGCUGUGAAACACAUUGUGAUAUCAUAUAUUUCUAUUUCUUGAUAUGCAAAAUGAGCAGAAAUAAUAUAGAAAAUUUUCAGUGAAAUUUCUGUAUUCCAGCUAGUUAUUUUCAGAACAUCAUGGACACACAUUUAAGCCAUAUGCAGGCUGACUGUCUUGAGAAUAAGUGGGUGGCGAACAUGUAAAAUAAUAGCCUCAUAAGUGGUGAAUGUACAACUUCCAGGAUGAUCUACAUCCCAGAAAAAAUUGAAGAUAUACAAUCUGUAAAAUAUUUACUGUAGUAAAUAUUUACUGUAGUAAUUUUGUUAAGAAGUGGUAUGUGAACAUUUAUGAACAUGGAGAAUAGUUUAGCUGAUAAUUAUCUUGUAAUCAGCAGUCAGAGAUUCAGUGGAGAAUUCUGUGAUGAAAUUUCCUCUUUGUUGUAGUGAAGGAAGUUACAUAACAUUAUGCAUAUAAAUGCUAUCCUUUUCUGAUCUCUGCCUGCUGUGUGCUCUUUGAUUUUUUGUGUGGACAUUUGUACGUGUAUCAUGUAUUGAUGUCUGACAACAAAAUGUACAGUAAGAUAACUGUUGUAAAUUUGUAUUAACUAAUACACUGCCAUUGAUGACUGCUUUUCGUUUUCUAUUCAAAGCUCCGAUAGAACUAACGUGUCUUGUACUUUUUUAAUUCUCACCCAUUUUCUUCAGUGACACAGUCUAUUGCUGAAAAUAAACAUUCCACAUUGCUUUGCUGUUGCAAUAUUUAUUGAAUAACAUGAACUAACUGAAGAGUGAUAGAAUUGGCUAUUAUUUUGCCCCCAUAAAAUAAAACUGAAAGCGUUUCUGUCACGGAAUCUCACUCAGAGAAUUCUUUUUGUUAAUAGUUAACUCGAGAAAUAGGGACGACAGUGUAAUAUGUGUUUGGAGCUGAUCCAUUGUGUCAUUGGUUUUGUUUUCUUUGUCUCCUCUCUGUGAGUAACACUUGUAAUUGUUUUUAUCCACUUCAUUAAACACAUACUUGAUGUUUUUAAGUUAACUGCUAUAGGCAGAUAUUUUUGAUAGAAACACUGAUUGGAGAUAGAAUGCCUUCAUUACAUCAGGAAUAGAAAGAACUCUUGUGGUUCUUGUCAUAUUAGAAUAUGUAGCUUUCUUUCCACUGGUUGUGAACAUUCUGGUUCACAGUAACAGAACAGAAGAAAGCAAAAACAGAUCAACCCCAUAUUCAGUCUCCCACCAGUAACCCUAUCUUUUUAGGGAACCUUCUCUCUUAAAUAAUUGAAAUAUGGCUGUUAAAUUUAUUCCUAACAUAAGUUAUUACAUAAAGCCAGUUAGAGUUGCAGUUGGUUUUUGUGUGUAUGCACAACACAAAAAAAAAAAAAAGAAAAUGGAAAAUUGAUGACAUCAUAGUAUUUUUAAGUAAUCAGUAACUCAAUACAUGUUUUCUACUACCUUACAGGUACAGCUUUCAAAACAUCUGCAACAUAUUUCACAGCACUGUAGUAAGAAAUUUGUGAAGACUUGUGACAAGUUCAGUUUCUCUGUUCCUUUCCUCAGUAUUUGUAUGUGAGUAAUCCUGUUGAGUUCAGAAGCUCUCCCUGUCUACUACUAGCACAUAACUGAUUAGCACCUUUGUUAUUUUAGCAUCAGUUAAAGUUUCUUCCAUUUACGAAUGAUGGCUGUUAGAAAAGACUUACUGAAAUUAUGAAUCUUGCAAAUGGCAUACUUAAAGAAUUAAUUAAAUUGUUGGUGAUAAGGAUUUAAGUAGUUUGGCAUUGCCAUGCCAUUGUUCGUGUAUGCCAUGGUCUGCACAAAGUAUUGUUGCAGGACAAUGUGGCAAAUCUGUAAGCUAUCUCUGAAGCUUCCAUUCAAGUGAAUUUAGCUGCAGCCAGAUCUGUCAUCUACAAAGAUUUUUAUGACAUCUGAAAGCUGAGGUAUAAUGUUUUUAUUGGUUAACGUGAAAUGUGCAACUCAUUUUCGAUCAUGCUGCCAAUAAAAAUUAUGUUGGCUUGACAUAUUUUAUUGAUACAGUUUGCACUAUAUUUUCAGUUUUUAUUUUUCCCUUGCCUACAAGCAAAUAAGCUGAACCUAUACUCAAAUUGUGAAACACUUAAUAAAUGGAAAAACAGCCAUAGGACCAUAAUGUUCACAUUGGUUUACUUUUUAUUUUGCUGUAAACCCUGUGAUAGUGAAAAUAGUAUUAGUAAGUGUAGUGACUAUUAUAAUUAAAAACAAAUAACACACUCACUUUGCCUCAAAAAAGUGGCUAAGCCAUUUAAGAAAUUUUUAUGGACUUUAUGUUUUGGAACUUGGGUCCUCGUGAAAGAGUAGACAGACAGGUAGUUUUAUAUAUUAGAAGAUAAAAGCCAAGCUGGUCAGAUUUUAGGAGCUAUUGAUUCGUGGGCAGUGCAACAUUACAUGGAAAACAAGUUUUUGCUGAUUGGUGGAGUAUCAUAUUUCUUUGUAAUUGAUAAUUUGAGCAGAGUGACACUGACACUGACACUGUCUGAGGUGUUCUAAUAUCUUUGCCAUGACUGGAAAUGAUGACGGAUUCUUAAUAAUUUGUAACCUGAAUCAGUUAUUUGGUUUCAUAACACCUAUUCAAAUUAAAACUAAAGAACUUCCCAACACAUUAAUUAAAUUCAUUGCUUAAAGCUGUUUGUUGCAAUUGAAUGAGAUGUAUUGUUUCAUCAGUCACUUUGCUAGUACAAACCUGAACCAGUCACAUAGACUUACUUAAUAAGAAGUUCUUUACUGUGUACGUGUAGCGAACUGUUAUUAUAUUAUUGUGUUUAUUCUAAUCAGGCAGUGCCUCUCAGUACAAAACAGUGACCUGUUCUUAAUUUCUUUAUUAGAACAAAGAAAGUAAUUUUUUGAUAAAGCUCAGUCUUUAAAAAGCACUUUUGUCAACACUACAUUGCCUCAUUUUAUUGUUUCGCCCUAUGUACUGCUUCAUAAAUUUGUUAUAAUUUUUGUCAUCUUCACUGAACUGUUGAAAUGUGGAUGGUUUACAUACCUGUCUGUUGCCCAACACUUGUGUUAUAAUUAUGGUACUUCAUUCCCAGUAGUUGGUCAUUGAUUUGGAAUACAAACCAGACUUGUAAGGUUGAAGAAGAGCAGUAUGACUGCUUUUUUGCUAUCAGAGAGUUGUAUAGGUAUCAACCUUGUUUUUAAGUAACAACCACCUUGGUGAAGCUUUGGAAUUGUUUGUUGAAAGUUUCUACGUGGUAAAGGCUGUUUCUUAACCAUAAAAACAACAGUUAACUUCUGUUGUAAUGUUCUAAGAAAAUUAUCCCUCAAGUUACCGUAUUUCCAGUGUGAAACACAGUCCCCCCUCCCACCCCCCAAAUUGAAAUACACAUGAAGUUUUCACAGAGAGUAGAUGACAGAACUGCAGCUCACUUUUAUCACUGAGCUUCCAAUUGUUUUAUAUUGUGGUGUUAAAUUGUGCUUUUAAAUUGUGCUUCUUCAGUAUUAAUAAUUUGAAGGGUGCUGAACUGAUCUAUUGUAACUGUGGUAACUUAUAUUGUUUUUUGAAUGAUUGGGAUCAGUAAAAAUUGAUUUUUUUUUCAUGAUUUAAAUACAAUAUUUUGACAUUCAAAAUAUUUUUUCACUUUUUGGUGGUAACUGAUUUUGUGAACAUUAUUUCUUUGUUUGAGAGAAUGCAAGUUUAUAAUAUCUUUUUGUACGGUGAAGUAUUGCACCUACGAGAAGAACAGUGUGAUAUUAGUGUUAGGCUGUAUUGAAUUUAAAUGUGAUGUUUUAGUUUGCCAGGAAGAAUAAUUUAUGUAGUACUGUUAAUGUAAAAAGAAAAAAAUAUAUAUAUGUAUGUUCAGUGUGCUAUAGUGUCUCACACCCAUAGCACUUCGUUGACAUGUCACAGGUUUAAUUAAAUCUGUUGUUUUACAUCUACUUUUGUUUUAUUACAAAUGCGAACUGUUAUCGUAUUUUAUUUAUCUCAGAGAAUUGGUGGAAAAAUGAUUGUGUGUAACUCCGUGUUUUAGAACCUGAUUUACUACAUUGACUGAGGAUUUCCAUUUCCAUAGCAAGCUAAUUAAUGUGUUUUAAUUUAAGUGGAAAAUACUUAUUGUAUGGCAGUUUUUCAUUUUCUCAGUAUUUAUGUAUAUGUUUUUUUCCCUUAUUUUUCAUUGCCGCAUUCAUGCUUGAAGAGUAAUCUCUUUGUAAUAAGACUGUGAUUAUUGUAUGAACCAUAUGCACAUUUUAUGAGUAGGCUGCACAUGGCCAAGUCUGUAUUAUUCUAAAUCCAGACAUUUUAUUUAUAUGAUUAAUACAUCUGUCUAAAGAUGGAUAUAAUAUUUGUAUGAACAAUAUAAAACUCUGUGAGUAAAACAGAUUAAGAGGAACAAUGAUUAUCUUGUAUCAAAUAAAGUUAUUGUUUCAGACAUUGA